AUAAUAUCUGUGAUCGUCGCCAUUUUUGUUUCCAAACAUACACUAAUAAUCUAUACCAAAGGAAUUAUUUAAAUACAAUGAACAACAGACCUGAAAAACAUAACAAACUUUCAAGAGAGCAAAUUGAUGCUCUUAAUUACUAUUUUGAGAAUGGCAUGAAAUCUACUCUGUGUUUUGAGUUGAUAAAAACAGCCGCCGAAGAAACGUCGUUGUCUGUGGACAAGGUCAAGAUGAAGUAAAGGGGUUGUCUCACCAGAGUGAAAAAAAUAAAUUGGCUUCUGUCAAAUGGAUUGGUUUAGGAGAAUCCGAGCAAAAUAAAUACAUACAGAAAGCUAAUUACAUGAAAAACAACCCAGUGACAUUAGAUGAUGCUCAAAGAACAAAAUUGGUUGAUCAGCAUAUGAAACUUUUAGCUGAGGAGUUCAGUUACUUGGAGUAUCUUGGUUGCCAGGCCAGCUGCUUACUGGUGAAUGGAAAAAAAGAACUUUAUGUCCUUGGUUCAUCAGGAGGAAAAAGAUUUGUUCACAAUGAACCAGCAGUUUUGUGCAAGUUUCAAGCAAUGUUUGAUGUAGACCGAGAAAAACAGAAAUGGACUCAUGAGGAUGUAAGAAUGCUCUUUAACAAGAAGUAUGGUGAAGCAAAAGGUGUGACUGGUUCUCGCGUUCCAUAUCUUUCUGGUGGUUUUCAUGUUGAAGGACUACCAGAUAACAUUCGCCUAAAGAAGCCACGACAAUAUGGCUCAAAGGAAAUACAAAAAAUCAUGGACUGCCAGGACAGUAUUUCCUUCAUUCUUGAAACGUCAGAAGGUGCACCUUUGCAAGAUUUUGGUGAAGACUGCAAGGAAUUGCUUAGUAAUGUAUUCGGAAAAUGUGACUUUAAAGUAUCAAAAGAAGAUGUGGAGGUAUUGGAUAUUAAUGAGACACAUAGCAUUUCUGAAAUCAAAGAAAUAAUAUCAACACACUGGAAAGUGUUAUGUCCAGAAGCUUUGACAGAGUUAAAAAAAAAAUUGAAUGCAUAUGUGUCUCAGGCAAAUCAUUUCGUUUUGCCUGUGUACUGUGAUGAUGAGGAAAGUCAGUUCUGGCUUUUUCAUUUACAGGAUCUCUACAAGCUCUGCACCAGAUAAGCGCAAGAGGUAAAUUGACAGGAUGUUGGCUAAAUCAUGAGUCAGGCAAUACCUUCCACCUUAUUAAAAAA
Messenger RNA from Xenia sp. Carnegie-2017, 1194 nucleotides. RefSeq lists its product as uncharacterized. The transcript is spliced from 5 exons. Lineage: Eukaryota; Metazoa; Cnidaria; Anthozoa; Malacalcyonacea; Xeniidae. The record is from RefSeq and is a predicted model, not a curated record. Bases 341 to 1123 code for a protein of 260 amino acids.